AUUUUUCUAAAAUAUAUCUGCUUGAAAUAAUUUUGUAUUGCCAACCUUGCGUCCAAACCCCACAAAAUCCCCAAAUGACAUUUCUCAUUUGUGUGAUGACUUUGUAGUUUGUUGCACUUUUGCACAAAGCUCCCAAAAACUUAUUAAAAUGGGUCAAAGUCAGUCAGGCCCCGGCGGGGGCGACAAGAAGGAGGAAAAAGACAAGAAGAAGAAAUACGAGCCCCCGAUCCCCACUCGCGUCGGUAAGAAAAAGCGCCGUACUAAGGGCCCCGACACCGCCUUGAAACUCCCCGUCGUGACCCCCCACACUCGCUGCCGCCUCAAACUCCUCAAACUGGAGCGCAUCAAAGACUACCUCCUCAUGGAGGAGGAGUUCAUCCGUAAUCAGGAGCGCCUCAAGCCCCAGGAGGAGAAGAACGAGGAGGAGCGCUCCAAAGUGGACGAUUUACGAGGUACCCCCAUGUCAGUGGGGAAUUUAGAGGAAAUCAUCGAUGAUAACCACGCAAUUGUCUCAACUUCGGUUGGUAGUGAGCACUACGUCAGUAUUUUGUCUUUUGUUGACAAAGACCAACUCGAACCGGGCUGUUCGGUGCUCCUCAACCACAAAGUCCACGCCGUUGUGGGGGUCCUAGGGGACGACACCGACCCCAUGGUGACGGUAAUGAAGCUCGAGAAGGCCCCCCAGGAGACGUACGCCGACAUUGGGGGCCUCGACACCCAAAUCCAGGAAAUCAAAGAGUCAGUUGAACUGCCCUUGACCCACCCCGAGUACUACGAGGAGAUGGGGAUUAAGCCCCCCAAAGGGGUGAUUUUAUACGGGCCCCCAGGCACAGGGAAAACCCUUCUGGCCAAAGCAGUCGCCAAUCAAACCUCAGCGACUUUUCUCCGAGUUGUUGGAAGCGAACUUAUACAAAAAUAUCUCGGGGAUGGCCCCAAAUUAGUGAGGGAAUUGUUUCGUGUUGCUGAGGAACAUGCACCGUCGAUUGUUUUUAUUGAUGAGAUUGAUGCUGUGGGGACGAAACGUUAUGAUUCGAAUUCGGGAGGGGAGAGGGAAAUACAGAGGACUAUGCUUGAGUUGCUCAACCAAUUGGAUGGGUUUGAUUCAAGAGGGGAUGUUAAAGUUAUUAUGGCGACCAAUCGGAUUGAGACUCUUGAUCCUGCACUGAUUCGGCCUGGACGUAUUGAUAGGAAAAUUGAGUUUCCUUUGCCUGAUGAAAAGACGAAAAAGAGGAUUUUUAAUAUUCAUACGUCGAGAAUGACGUUGGCUGAGGAUGUUAAUUUGCAAGAGUUGAUUAUGGCCAAGGAUGAUUUGUCAGGGGCUGAUAUUAAAGCGAUUUGUACCGAAGCUGGGUUGAUGGCGUUACGUGAGAGAAGAAUGAAGGUCAUGAAUGAAGAUUUUAAAAAGUCGAAAGAGAGUGUUUUGUAUAGGAAGAAAGAAGGGACUCCUGAGGGGCUCUAUCUUUAGAUAAAAUUAACGUUUUCUAUGUUUUUUUGUGAAAGAAUAAACUUACUUACUCCA
Tribolium madens (black flour beetle) is the source of this 1519-nucleotide messenger RNA. It is a transcript of the gene Rpt2, whose product is annotated as 26S proteasome regulatory subunit 4. Bases 149 to 1465 code for a protein of 438 amino acids. The transcript has 4 exons. Gene Ontology annotation, biological process: proteasome-mediated ubiquitin-dependent protein catabolic process. Lineage: Eukaryota; Metazoa; Arthropoda; Insecta; Coleoptera; Tenebrionidae. Gene Ontology annotation, molecular function: ATP binding; proteasome-activating activity; ATP hydrolysis activity. The record is from RefSeq and is a predicted model, not a curated record. Gene Ontology annotation, cellular component: proteasome regulatory particle, base subcomplex.